Molecule: messenger RNA, 963 nt
Organism: Dendroctonus ponderosae (mountain pine beetle)
Lineage: Eukaryota; Metazoa; Arthropoda; Insecta; Coleoptera; Curculionidae
Exons: 3
Source: RefSeq, a predicted model, not a curated record
AUGAACGAAACGCCCGCUAAAGGCGGUAAGGCAAAAAUGAAUGAAGAAAAUAAAGAUAACAAGGAAAACAAAGAUAAGGAGGAAAACAAUGAUAAUGAGGAAAACAAAGAUAACAAGGAAAACAACGAGGGAAACCCAAACAUUGAGGCAAUCCCAAACAAUGAGGAAAUCCCAAAUAAUGAGGAAAACAUUGAUAAUAUAGGAGAUAAGGACAAAGAAAACAAUGUCAAAAAGAACAUGAAGACAAAGGCAAAUAUUCUUGAUAAAUAUAUUUCUAAGGAAAUGGCCCCUGAAAUAACCCCUGGACUUUUGCACAUAAGUGAUAGAAUAAAGGACGUGAUCAUUAACGAGGCAAAAGCAUUAAAUAUCUACGACCUUACGGAUCCAGUAUGGAAUGACAUUUCACUUAGACCGAAAGCCUACCUGAGUCUCCCAAGAGCACAAAUUGCGACUCUAUUCAGAGCGCACUCAAUGUGCCCCUCAGAUCUAGGCGAGGUCCUAUGCCCAUUUUGUGUGACCGGUUACGACCGAGGCUUACACUACACCACCCAAUACUUGUGUGAUAACGGCGAUCCAGGAACUGAUAAAAGCGCUGUACCCACAACACUUAAUGACAAUAGUAAUGCGGGGACAGACCCCAUUGCAAACCCCAGUUACCCCACUCUAGAGGCACAAAUGAUAAUUGAGAACACAAAGAAGGCUAAUGAGAAUAUCAUUAUGAACAACCUACUACGAGAUGACGAAACGCCUGAUAACGAAGACAUCGUUGAGGACAACGAUAAUGUUAUAACAGACGUAAUAACUGUCAACGGAGAUAAUGGUGAGGACAAGGAUAAUGCUAUAACAGAGGCAACGGCUACCAACGAAGACGCCGUUGAGGAUAAUGCCAUACCAGGAAAUAACAGCGACGAUAGCCAGAAGAUUACGCACACGGAAAAUAAUAUGUGUACAUCGAUAAACAAA